Molecule: messenger RNA, 1904 nt
Organism: Musca vetustissima
Lineage: Eukaryota; Metazoa; Arthropoda; Insecta; Diptera; Muscidae
Gene: Qsox1
Product: sulfhydryl oxidase 2
Exons: 2
Coding region: 54-1904 (616 amino acids)
Biological process (GO): protein folding
Cellular component (GO): Golgi membrane
Molecular function (GO): protein disulfide isomerase activity; flavin-dependent sulfhydryl oxidase activity
Source: RefSeq, a predicted model, not a curated record
UUUCAUUUAAUCUAAUCGAUGCCGGAGUUCCACGUUCCAGUUAUGAGGCCCUAAUGAAACAAGAAUCUCAAGAGUUGGGCCUCUACAAUCACACCGACAAAGUUCGCAUUCUGACCAAUGUCAAUUUUAAGGAUGAAGUCCUUAAUCGCAACCAUUCCAUUUUGGUCGAAUUCUAUAACAGUUAUUGUGGCCAUUGCCGUAAAUUUGCCCCCACAUACAAGAAAUUGGCAGCCGAACUCUAUGAUUGGCGUGAUAUUAUACCAGUAGCGGCCAUUGAUUGUGCUGCGGAUGAGAAUAACGGCAUUUGUCGUGAAUAUGAAGUAAUGGCCUAUCCAACAUUGAGAUAUUUCGGUCCCGGCUAUACACCAUCGGAUAGUAAUUAUGGCAGUCGGAUAAUGACCCAAGACAAGGAGCAGAUACGUAGCAUUUUAGCUGAAUUUGUGGCAGCCGAAAACAAAACGAGCAACAUGAGUUCCUGGCCUGACUUCAAACCUCUAGAGGCUUCACAUACAUCUUCCACGCCGGCUCUGUUUGAAGGUUUGGAUAGUUUAAAGAAAUAUGUGGUGGUGGUCUACGAACGAGAGAACUCGACAAUUGGUAUUGAAACCAUACUACAUUUCGUCAGAUAUCCAAAUAUUGUGGUCAAACGCACCUCCAACUCUGAAUUAGCUGCCAAAUAUCAACUGGAUGGCACUCGUUAUCGUAUUGCCACCGUCAAUCGGGAUGGAACCAUUGUACCAUACAGCUCCUUGCAUGAAACUUCCCUAUCGUACAAGGAGACAAUUGAAAGUUUCCUCAAAUCACAACACAUAACGGAAAAACCACCCAGUAAACAUGAAAGCGAUUCCACUUCCUCCUCCUCUUCGUCGCCGCAUGCAUUAUCAUCGGCCGAACAUGAAGUUGCCAAAAUUAUCGAAGAAGUUAAACGUAACAAACAUAUGGUAUAUCAGGCUGAUUUGGAAAUGGCCGUACGGGGUAUUCUCUACAAUGAAAUACCCAAAUCGUCGAAUAUAAAUGGUGAAAAAAUGACUGCCCUGUUGCGUUUUUUGGGCGUCUUGGAAAAAUAUAAUCCUCUCAGUAACUCGGGUAGAGCUUUGAUAAAAGAAUUAACAUCGUACGCACGUAAACAUAGUUCCGAGUUAUCGGGUGGUGAUUUUGAACAGGAAUUACAACGACUGGAAAAACAAUUGGGUAAAAUAUUUUCAUCACAUCGUUAUGUCGGCUGUCAAGGUUCCCGAACGGGACUGCGAGGUUAUACCUGUUCGCUGUGGCAAUUAUUCCAUUAUAUGAGUGUUCAGGCGGCGACCGAAGAUAAAAGUGAUGAUCCAUUGGAAGUUUUACAGGCCAUCCAUGGUUAUGUUAAGCAUUUCUUUGGCUGUACCGAAUGUUCGGAACAUUUUCAGGAAAUGGCAAAACGACGACACAUCUUCAAUAAUCCAACCAAAGAUGAUGCUGUUCUAUGGCUAUGGGCUGCACACAACGAGGUAAAUCAACAUUUGGCCGGUGAUGAUACGGAGGAUCCGAAAUUCCCCAAAAUACAAUUCCCCACAGCAUCCAGUUGUCCGCAGUGUCAUAAAUCAAAAGCAUCCGCUGCUUCUUCUUCCUCGGCCACUGCCCAUGAUUGGGAUAACGAACACGUUUUGAAAUUUCUAAAAAAUAUACACAAUCCCGAAUUUGUUAGCCGUUACGGUGUUGAGGAUCAUGAACUACUAACACCCACACUCGACAAAUUACGUCAGAAACGUAUGAUCGGCAAUGUUUUUUCCGACAUGGAUAUGGGCAUGGGAAUGCUGUUAUAUGGAUUUUGUAUUGUAAUGUUGGUGGUGGCAUUUAAAUUAUUUGCUGUUAAAAAGUCAGGUUAUAGGAAAAAACCCUAUGGCCAUGAUUUGUUGGGUAAAGUGUAA